Molecule: messenger RNA, 996 nt
Organism: Drosophila kikkawai
Lineage: Eukaryota; Metazoa; Arthropoda; Insecta; Diptera; Drosophilidae
Product: CLIP domain-containing serine protease HP8-like
Biological process (GO): proteolysis
Molecular function (GO): serine-type endopeptidase activity
Source: RefSeq, a predicted model, not a curated record
CCUCAUUGCCGAUUGAGGUUUAGUUUCGAUCACAGCCCACUGGAAGAUGAUUGCUGGCAUUCGAGUGAUUUUCCUUAUUUUCGGGGCAUUUCCCACGUUCUUAUCGCCCACUCGGAGCCAGGAGCUGCCGCAGGAGUGUGGCAAGCUGCGGGAGACCCAGCUUCACAACGAAAUGGAGAUCACCGCUCCAAACGAGUAAUCCGGAUACUGAAUUCUUAUGUCUGGCAGUGCUGAUCCAUCGGCGCUUUGCCAUCCUUCCCGCUUCCUGUGUUCUGCUCGAUGGUACCAGAUCACCAGUGUUUAUUCUCUUCGGUGACUGGCGCGCAAACGAGAACUUCAAAGUGGGCGACUGUCGCCUGGAGAAGGACUCCACCACAUGCACUCCGCCACCGCAAGCAGUGGACAUGGAGCACAUCUCGGUGGAUCCACAGUAUAAGGUGGGAGAACACGACUACGACAUUGCACUGGCCAAGAUGGUGCGGGACGUCGAACUCUCGGAAUUCGUGCAGCCGCUGUGCUUGCCGCCCGCUCGAGAGAUCGAGGGCAACCACAUCUCCCGGCGACUGGAGAUGGCGGGAUUCGUGCUAGAGCAUUCCUUCAACGGGGAGAGGACCCUCGACGUGCAGUGGCGGCGGAAGGUGGUGAGGCACACGACCAGCCUGGAGUUCUGCAUUUCGCUGGCUGAGGCCCUCGAAAAACUGACCCUUUCCCAGAACCACCUGUGUGGCGUUGAGAUAAAACCAAAUAACCUCAUGUCUGGGUCACCGCUGAUGGACGUCGAAGUGGUGGACGGGAAGCCUCGGAACUUCUACCUAGUCGGAAUAAACACCUUCGAAACAGAGUCUGAUUCUGCCUCUCCGAUCUACAUAGACGGAUUUAUGCGCAUUUUGCCGUUUCGGAACUGGAUCUUGGAAAACAUUGAAUAUGCCAUGCAUUAAAAUAAAAUGUAGAAAAAGAGAAAUGACGUGCCAAUUACACAGAUUAAAUGGAUUUUAG